Molecule: messenger RNA, 1022 nt
Organism: Musa acuminata subsp. malaccensis (wild Malaysian banana)
Lineage: Eukaryota; Viridiplantae; Streptophyta; Magnoliopsida; Zingiberales; Musaceae
Source: RefSeq, a predicted model, not a curated record
UCCAAUGCACCAAGAUGUUCGUUAUUGAUGUCGUGCUUAGAUCUGCCAAUUCGAUCAACGCUUUCAUGGCUACCACGUUGAGAAUGGAGCCCGCUGCACCCAACAAGGGAAAGAAGAGGGACCAUGGCCUCAAAGACAAGCUGUGACAGUUGUGCUGCCUUCACUACUUUCUCCCCCUCCCCACCACCACCGCCUCCUCCUCUCCAGCUUUACGCUUCGGUUUCAGAGGAGGAACCUUUGGAUCAAUGGGAAGGACUAGCACACGGCUACCAAGCUUCUGCUUGAACCGCGUCACCACACGCGUCAGAGUCCGGUCUCCGGCGAUCGAAUCGAGGCCUCUGUCUCCCCAGGCAAGCAAGGUUAGCAGCGUGGACGAUGAGCUCGCCGCUGAUGGAGCUACGAAAGAGAUGGAACACGGUAGAAGGAUCAUGAUCGUGGUGGACAGGAGCUCAGAGGCCAAGGCUGCUCUCCACUGGGCGCUCUCGCACUCUGUCCAGAGCAACGACACCGUCGUCCUCGUCGAAGUCACGAAGCCAUCGAAGCACGGCGAAAGAACUCAGCGGGAGAGACAUCCAAACGGCUAUGCGCUUCUCCAUGAUAUGAAGAGAAUUUGCCAAGCAAGGAAACCUGAGGUGCAAGUCGAGCUGUCUUUGGUCCCGGGAGAAGAGCGAGGGCCGGCGAUCGUCGGAGAAGCCAGCAAACGGGGCGUCGUCCUCCUCGUCAUGGGGCAGAGGAAUCGAUCAGUGACAUGGCGUUGGGUGAUGAUGUGGGCAGGCAGUAAGCCGGGAGGCGACGCGGUGGACUACUGCAUCCGAAACGCCACUUGCAUGGCUCUGGCCGUGAGGAGGAAGAGCAAGAGAGGCGGCGGCUACUUGAUCACCACCAAGCGCCACCGAGAUUUCUGGCUUUUAGCGUAGUGUUGGAACCGAUGCUUGUCUGUGUUCGAACGAGGUGUGGCUUGAGUGCGGUGUGUUUUGUUGGUCAUCAGAGCAUAUUAAUCUGUAUGCCAUUUGCAUGUGAAU